AUGUCCGCACAGAGAAAACAUAACGAGAGAAACCAGCAGAUUCUCAAGACAUUGCUGAGAGAGCCUGCCAACAAAAACUGUGCCGACUGCAAGAUCUCCAAAAACCCGCGCUGGGCGUCGUGGAACUUGGGCAUUUUUGUUUGUAUCAGGUGUUCAGGUAUACACAGAAGCAUGGGGACGCACAUUUCGCGGGUGAAAUCUGUUGAUUUGGACUCGUGGACCGACGAGCAGGUCAAGAGCAUGGUAAUGUGGGGGAACGAGCGGGCAAAUUUGGUUUGGGAGGACAAGCUGCCGGACAAUUACGUGCCUGACGAGAGCAAGAUUGAGAAUUUUAUUCGCACCAAGUACGAGAUGAAGAAGUGGAAGAGCGACAAGGAACCGGGCGCUCUGGCUGCUGCCAAAAAGAUGACGGAGCAGCGCGAGUCUCCAGCACAGCUUUUACAACAGACUGAGUCCACUCCUUCUUUGCUGGACGGUCUUAGCACGCCUGUCAGCGCCUCCACAGCCCAGCCGACUCCAGCUUCGACCGCACCAGCACCCCAAAACUUGUUUUCGUCCGACCUGUUUGGAUCGGCACCCGCGCGGCAUCCACAGCCAACGGUCCAGAACAGCAGACCGGAUCUCAAGAAAUCGAUUUUAAGUCUUUACUCGAAACCGUCGCCGCAAAGCCAGUCGCAGACACAACAGCCGUUUCACUCGCCACCUUUCACGCAGCCGGUGCAGCCUCAGUUCAACUACACGUCCGAAGACCCAUUUAAAAAUGUCUGGAGUUGA
Molecule: messenger RNA, 774 nt
Organism: Ogataea polymorpha
Lineage: Eukaryota; Fungi; Ascomycota; Pichiomycetes; Pichiales; Pichiaceae
Exons: 1
Coding region: 1-774 (257 amino acids)
Biological process (GO): intra-Golgi vesicle-mediated transport; endocytosis; endoplasmic reticulum to Golgi vesicle-mediated transport
Cellular component (GO): Golgi apparatus
Molecular function (GO): metal ion binding; GTPase activator activity
Source: RefSeq, a predicted model, not a curated record